UUCACCCGUUCCAGGUGUAUGAAGCAAUCGAUAGCAGGGACGGAACGUCGUGUGCUGAGCUGGUGUCUUUUAAGCAUCCUCAUGUUGCAAACCCGCGGCUUCAGAUGGCCUCUCCAGAGGAGAAGUGUCAGCAAGUCUUGGAACCGCCGUAUGAUGAGAUGUUUGCAGCUCAUUUGAGGUGCACGUACGCGGUGGGGAACCACGACUUCAUAGAGGCCUACAAAUGCCAGACCGUGAUCGUCCAAUCAUUCCUGCGGGCGUUCCAGGCCCACAAAGAGGAAAACUGGGCUCUGCCUGUCAUGUAUGCGGUGGCGCUUGACCUUCGAGUAUUUGCCAAUAACGCAGAUCAGCAGUUGGUCAAGAAGGGAAGAAGUAAAGUCGGGGACAUGUUGGAAAAGGCGGCAGAACUGCUGAUGAGCUGCUUCCGUGUCUGCGCCAGUGACACUCGUGCAGGCAUAGAGGACUCUAAGAAGUGGGGCAUGCUGUUUCUGGUGAACCAGUUGUUUAAAAUCUACUUUAAGAUCAACAAACUCCAUUUAUGCAAACCGCUGAUUAGAGCCAUCGACAGCUCCAAUCUGAAAGACGAUUACAGCACUGCACAGAGAGUGACGUAUAAGUACUAUGUUGGGCGCAAGGCUAUGUUUGACAGCGACUUUAAGCAAGCCGAGGAGUACCUGUCCUUUGCCUUUGCACACUGUCACCGCUCCAGCCAGAAGAACAAAAGGAUGAUUCUGAUCUAUCUGCUUCCGGUGAAGAUGCUGCUGGGCCAUAUGCCAACCAUCGAGCUCUUGAAAAAGUAUCACCUCAUGCAGUUUGCGGAAGUCACCAGAGCCGUAAGCGAGGGCAACCUGCUGCUGCUCAACGAGGCGCUGGCCAAGCACGAGACCUUCUUCAUCCGCUGCGGGAUCUUCCUCAUCCUGGAAAAGCUGAAGAUCAUCACCUACCGGAACCUCUUCAAGAAAGUGUAUUUGCUUCUCAAAACGCACCAGUUGUCUUUGGAUGCCUUUCUGGUGGCCCUGAAGUUCAUGCAGGUGGAGGACGUGGACACCGACGAGGUCCAGUGCAUUCUGGCCAACCUGAUAUACAUGGGUCACAUCAAAGGCUACAUAUCGCAUCAGCACCAGAAGCUGGUUGUCAGCAAGCAGAACCCGUUUCCCCCGCUGUCCACGGUGUGCUGAGUGUGCAAGGGAGCCCUGAGGACGGCAGAGCACUCCUCCUUGGACUGCAGUGGCGCCCGCGAGGCGAGGCCUGUGUCACGGCCUGACUCUU
Molecule: messenger RNA, 1269 nt
Organism: Carlito syrichta (Philippine tarsier)
Lineage: Eukaryota; Metazoa; Chordata; Mammalia; Primates; Tarsiidae
Gene: PCID2
Product: PCI domain containing 2
Exons: 13
Coding region: 105-1178 (357 amino acids)
Biological process (GO): poly(A)+ mRNA export from nucleus; post-transcriptional tethering of RNA polymerase II gene DNA at nuclear periphery; transcription elongation by RNA polymerase II
Cellular component (GO): transcription export complex 2
Molecular function (GO): RNA binding; double-stranded DNA binding
Source: RefSeq, a predicted model, not a curated record